AUGGAAAAUACACUGAAAGGUGAGGAGGAAGCCCUGCUACACGUGUUUCCACGUCAGGAAGCCGACUUGGUCGAAGCCACGUCAACGUACGGCGCUAGUUUCAGCAGCAGCAUCAGCAUUAACGGAGCUGGCGGCAACGUGCAGGGCCCGCAGCUUACGAGUGAGCUACCGUCGCGGUUGCUCUUCUCCAACUCGUCCGGCGGCAGCUUGCCUUGCUCCGCGACGGGUCAGCCAGCACCGACGGUCCGCUGGCUCACCGAGGACGGAGAAGAGGCGGUCGACGUUCCCCGCCUCAGACACGUGCGCCAAGGAGACGGAUCCCUGGUGUUCCUGCCUUUCCGCGCCGACCAGUUCCGCCGAGACGUGCACGAGGCUCGUUACCGCUGCUCGGCAAGUAACGCCAUCGGUACGGUGGUCAGCCCACAGGUUCACGUCACAGCCGUGCUGGACACCAACUACGAGAUACGCUUCUCGGACAGGCACGUACUCACCGGCAACUCGGUGCUCCUGCAGUGUCCCAUUCCCAGUCAUCUGACAGACCACGUGUUCGUGACGUCUUGGCAGAGGGUCGACGGGUACGUCAUCACUAAGAACACUCACGGAGACGAAUACUUAGUGACGAGUGACGGGCAGCUGUACAUCCGGGAGGCCCGGGACUCGGAGGAGCUACUGCGAUACCGCUGUCACACAGAGAACACACUCACCCGCAGGAAGAAGACCAGCAUCAACUUCGUUCGACUGUUGCUUAGAGAGCCUGUGGCGAUGCAGAUGCCAUCAAUCGUCCACCGCAGUAGCCGUGUGCUCAGCGAUCCGGGCAAGACAGCCGAGUUACUGUGCGCUGCCGAGGGAUUCCCAGUGCCAUCUUAUAGCUGGUACAAGCGCGACGGUCAACGGAUGCUGCCCGUGGAGUCCGGGUCCCGCGUCCGCCAGGUAGCCGGCGUUCUGCAGUUUCGCGAAGUGGAAUCCGCUGACGGAGGCGCCUACGUUUGCGUCGUGUCCAACAGCGUCGGCGACGCGCAGGUCGACCUCGAGCUCGUGGUCACUCCGAAGCCGUGGGCAACGGUGACUCCGGCGAACGUGCGAGCCGAGGUGGGUCACGCCGCCGCGUUUCGCUGCAACGCCUCCGGAUUGGACUGGGGCGUGCUGGACGAGACGAGUCUCGAAUGGAGACACAACGGACGCCGCGUGAUGCCCACAGCGCAGCAGUCGCUGGUGGGGAUGGGCCGUUCGCGUGUGCUGCACCUGCCUUCGAUCCGACGCCAGGACCAAGGAAUGUACCAGUGCUUUGUGCGCUUGUCGCCCAAGAGCACCAUACAGGCGGCAGCCGAGCUCAUUGUUGGCGAUCAAGCUCCAAGGUUCAAGUCAACCUUCGACGAGGUCACCGUGCGGCCGGGCAAGCCCGUGUCGCUGCGAUGCGUGGCAAUGGGUGACCCGCCUCCGCGCGUCUCCUGGUCACUGGACGGGGUAUGGCCCAUCGACAAUCGCCACGGCCGCGUACGCGUUCGUACUACAGGUCCGGACUCUAGUUCGGGCGCAAACGGGGCCGAGGUGUCCAGCACGCUGUCCAUCUCGUCGGCCGAAGUCCAAGACAGCGGCUCGUACGUGUGCGAAGCGUCGAACUACGCGGGUACGGCGUCGCACACGGCUCGAAUCAACGUCUACGGGCCGAUCUUCGUUCGUGCACUGGGAAACCUCUCAGCGCUGGCAGGUGGCACGUUUUCGGUGCAGUGCCCAUUUGGUGGAUAUCCUUACGGGAACAUAGACUGGGACAAAGAUGGUCGGCGGCUGCCGCUGAAUCAACGCCAGAUGGUGUAUCCCAACGGGACAUUAGAGAUCCAUAAUAUGGACCGCGAGCACGACCAAGGCCAAUACACGUGCACUGUGCAUGGACCAGACUCCCAGGCACUCCAUCGGACAACAUCGCUGUUCGUGCGCACCGGACCGCAGAUAACGCCGUUCGGCUUCCAGGCCAACCUGCACGAAGGGAUGCGUGCGGGCCUCACUUGUCUCGUGCACGCCGGAGACCCACCUAUCCGCAUCGAGUGGCUACGCGACGGGAAGCCGCUGGUGCCGGGUGCCUACCCACUCCCCGACGUAGCCGUGCUCUCUCCCGAAGGUGGCUUCGUGUCCACACUGACGCUACCACGCCUCUCGUCCCGCCUCAACGGAAACUACACGUGCCGAGCCGCGAACGAGUACGCGUCAGCCGAGCACUCCGCAGAGCUACUCGUUAAAGUGCCUCCUGCCUGGACUAUGGAGCCCAAUGACACGACUGCCGUGACGGGGCGCUCAGUUUACGUCGACUGCCAGGCUAGUGGAGUUCCCCAGCCCCACAUUCGAUGGAAGAGUUCUUCAGAGCCGGUCAGUCCGGCGUCGCAGUUCCGCACCAUCAUCAGCAACUCCCGCAUCCAUAUCCUAGUCAACGGAACACUAAGCAUCCGCAGCGUGGAGCCUGGGGACGCCGGACUGUAUCUGUGCGAGGCCUCGAAUGGCGUAGGAUCCGGAAUAAGCCGCGUGCUGCAUCUUACUGUGCGAAGCGCGCCACGCUUUGCAAGCAAGUUCACUACUGUGUCGGUACGUCGGGGAGAAGGCACCGAACUGAACUGCCCAGCCCAGGGAGAUUCCCCCAUACGCUUCCACUGGCUCAAGAAUAACCUACCACUCAACGUGCUAAAAGAGAGGAGGUACUCUAGGGUGGAAGAUAGAAAUGGUGACACCACGGUCUCGAGGAUUAGCAUCCAUCAGGUGGAGAGGUCAGACAACGCCGUUUUUACCUGCCAGGCUGCCAACGAGUUCGGCGAGGAUUCGGCCAAUAUUCAACUUACCGUCCAAGACGUGCCGGAUCCUCCAGUGGAUGUCGACGCCAGAGAGGUGGGCAGCCGCACAGCUCGGAUCACGUGGUCUGCUCCAUUCACGGGAAACUCGGCCGUAACGCAAUACGUACUCCACUGGAACACGAUCGAUGGCCUCUGGCAAGACACAUUGUCCGUGUCCGGACUCGAGACGAAGGCCACAGUGCGAGGUUUGCUGCCAACCACGACCUACCAGCUGCGAGUACGGGCUCACAACGCACUCGGUAUCGGCGAGUACAGUGCACCCGUCGAGUUCACCACCUCGAAAGAGCCUCCACGGUUCCCUCCGAAGAAUGUACAAGCCAUGGCGACAAACACGAGAACGAUAUCAGUGUCCUUUGACAAUCCCCACCGUUCGAGCGUGGGCGACGAGAUCGAGGGAUUCUACGUGGGAUACCGCGAGCUCUCCAGCUCGGACGCGUUCACGUUCAAGACAUUCGAGGCAUCACCCGCGCUGCUGUCAGCUCCUGUGAGCCACGACGCCAGCAGUAUACACGCGAACGUGGGUGAUACCGCGGGGCCUGCGGAGCCUAUACCGCAUAGGUUAAGCUAUGAACUCGCCGGCCUGCGCCGCUCCACGGAGUACGUGGUCACCGCUCAGGCAUUCAACACCAAAGGUGCCGGACCCCAGUCGGAAGUUGUCAGGGUGCGAACACUGGACUUCGACCCCCCGAGUGCUCCUCAUUUACGAGUAGGCGGCACAACGUCACGGUCUGUAUCCGUGAACUGGGAGAACGAGCAUCAUCAAGAGAUCCCCAUCACAGGCUACUCGCUCUACUAUAAAUCAGAAUCGGGGGGUGAAUGGCACGAGGUGUCGGUGCCGCCUGACCGAAGGGCCUUCACGUUGUCAGACCUGCGUUGCGGCACGGAGUACCUGGUCUACAUCAGAGCCGCUAACCGCGCCGGAAAGGGACCCCAGGGAGAGACGCUCAGCGUGCGGACCAACGGAGGACGUCCGGUGGAACCUGACGCAAACCGUCUGUUCGAAGUCAACACGACGUUCGUGGUGCUGCACCUCGACGCAUGGGAGAGCGGUGGCUGCCCAGUUUCCUACUUCGUGGUCCAGUACAGGCCAGACACGCGCGCGCCUUCUCCGCCUCCUUCGUCGUCCGACUGGACUCUGCACUCGAACAACGUAGUGCCGCAGCAGCAACUCGUUCAGCUUGCGGACUUGGCACCAGGCACGUGGUACACGUUACUGAUGUCGGCCCACAACGAUGCUGGCUCGACCGAAGUGGAGCUGAGCUUCGCCACGCUGACGCUCGCAGGAGACGUUCCUUCCCGAAGGUACGAGCUCGUGGACCCCCAGGUUGCCUUCUACAGGCAUCUGACCGUGACUGUGCCCAUCGUGAGCGCCAUCGUAGUACUGGUGAUCGUCAUCGGCAUCGUCUUGUUCAUGCUGAGAAAACGAAACUACGACCCGAGACAGCGCUUCAACGACGGCAUGGUGGUCGCUGAGUGCUGCGAUGGCGUCAAGGGCGACGUGAUGCUGGCCGUGUCCCGAGAAUCCCAGGCGAGGCAGCCCGUCUACUACCCAGCGCCGUACGCGACGAACCACAGGGGCGGUGCGGCUGCGAACGCUGCUUCUGGCCACUUCAACCACGUGACUGGUGCCAGGGAAGGAGGCGGGGCCGACGAUCCCAUGAACCGGACGUACGACGUGCCUUAUCCCGUCAAGAGACUAGAAAUGUGGGAACCAAGGACCGAGACGUUGGUGGCGGAAAUGGAAGUCUACGAAAAAGCAGGCCGAGAAGCGAUCUACACAAGCUCGCCGUUUCACAUAUCAAAGACGAAAGCCCAAAAGAAGCUGUGGAGGGACGAUGGUGACAGGAGCUCUGGGAGUGACGCCGACGUCGAGGACUUGCAGGGAGAAGCCUGCAACGGUGCCUUUCCCGAGGCACUUAUCGGGCCUUCGGAAAAGGUGCCGUGUCGAGACAACCGCCUUUGCAUGAAGGACACGACCACUUCUUUUCGCAGAAAUUUCAUGGGGAAAGUACCAACGUGACCUUGGAGCCUGUGGACGGCCGGAAGAUGCCAGAGACAAGAAAACGGGAUUGAUCCAGGAAGUAACAAAACGAACAAGGCGCUGAAUGUGCUGCAGAAGAUCCUGGCGGCCAGAUAUGGAAUCUGUGUUCUCGAAGGAGAAAAUGUUAAUGCGUCAACGUACCACCAUGCGGAGGCCCAAAUGUACCUCUUGGAAUCUGGACAUGGGCAAAACUUUGCUCUGGAAUCUACAACUACCGAAAGAGAAAGUUUACGGAGGGAAACGUGGAAAGGCCGUCCUCGCGCUUGAAGGUAUUCGCUGACACUCUGCGAGGACUAUGACGUCACAAAAUGUAAGGCGAGACUCUUCGUGGUCCGAGUGCACCAAGUAAUGUUACUGCCGUGAGAGAACUACUAAGAGCCCGCACGUGAACGAAAAAAAAAAACCAUGCGAAAACGUUGGUCCUUUGCCGCCCAAGAGACAGGCAGUGUACUUUCUGCGAGAAACAGCGGCGUAUACGGCCCAGAGUGAAAUAAAUAACUGCAGUGAUGUGCUUCAAGCUGUGCCAGCGUUCGUGAGACUUUCCAAGGCGAACUCGUUGUGUAAGCAUGUUGUGUGCCAGCAGUCGGUGCGGCCAAGAAGAUUAUUUUCGUACAUGUAACAAUAAAAUAUGG
This is a messenger RNA of Rhipicephalus sanguineus (brown dog tick), 5510 nucleotides long. Its product is annotated as Down syndrome cell adhesion molecule homolog. Gene Ontology annotation, biological process: cell-cell adhesion. The transcript has 29 exons. Lineage: Eukaryota; Metazoa; Arthropoda; Arachnida; Ixodida; Ixodidae. Bases 1 to 4857 code for a protein of 1618 amino acids. Gene Ontology annotation, molecular function: protein binding. The record is from RefSeq and is a predicted model, not a curated record.